Molecule: messenger RNA, 7115 nt
Organism: Mauremys reevesii (Reeves's turtle)
Lineage: Eukaryota; Metazoa; Chordata; Testudines; Geoemydidae
Gene: NGFR
Product: nerve growth factor receptor
Exons: 6
Coding region: 91-1350 (419 amino acids)
Biological process (GO): Rho protein signal transduction
Cellular component (GO): cell surface; plasma membrane
Molecular function (GO): coreceptor activity; death receptor activity; nerve growth factor binding
Source: RefSeq, a predicted model, not a curated record
CGGGGAGCUGAGAGGCUGAGGGGCUGCGAGAAGCGCCUUCCCCCACCCCCGGCCGCUCGCUCUUGCCUUGUCGCACACACGGGAAAGACCAUGGAGAAGAAGCCACCGAUGCUGCUGCUGCUGCUGCUGCUGGUCCCGGGGGGGCCGGCAUGGGCCGCGAAGGAGAAGUGUCUCACCAAGAAGUACACCAUCAGCGGGGAGUGCUGCAAAGCCUGCAACCUGGGAGAAGGGGUAGCGCAGCCCUGUGGGGUGAAUCAGACAGUCUGUGAGCCAUGCCUGGACAGCGUGACCUACUCGGACACCGUCAGCGCCACGGAGGCGUGCAAGCCGUGCACAGAGUGCGUGGGCCUGCAGAGCAUGUCGGCUCCCUGCGUGGAGUCGGACGACGCCGUCUGCAAAUGCGUCUACGGCUACUACCAGGACGAGAGGAGCGGCCAGUGCAAGGAAUGCGACAUCUGCGAGGUGGGCUUUGGGCUGAUGUUCCCGUGCAGGGACACUCAGAACACGGUCUGCGAGGAGUGCCCCGACGGGACCUUCUCCGACGAAGCCAACCACAUGGACCCCUGCUUGCCCUGCACCAUCUGCGAGGAGAACGAGGUCAUGAUCAAGGAGUGCACCCCGCUAUCCGAUGCCGAGUGCAGAGAUCUUCACCCGCGCUGGACGCCUCGGACCCCAACCCUGAUGGGGUCUGACAGCCCCAUGCCUUUCACCAAAGACCCAUACGAUACCGACGGCAUCGCCAGCACCCUCGCAGAUACAGUCACCACCGUCCUGGGUAGCUCCCAGCCAGUCGUGAGCCGCGGCACUGCGGAUAACCUCAUCCCUGUCUACUGCUCCAUCCUGGCAGCCGUGGUGGUGGGGCUAGUGGCCUACAUUGCUUUCAAAAGGUGGAACAGCUGCAAACAGAACAAACAGGGCGCCAACAACCGCCCUGUCAACCAGACCCCCUCUCCGGAAGGAGAGAAGCUUCACAGCGACAGCGGGAUCUCCGUGGACAGCCAGAGCCUUCACGACCAACAGCCACCGACACAGACCGCACAGGUGCAGGCUCUGAAAGGAGACGGGAAUCUCUACACCAGCCUGCCGCCGAACAAGCAAGAGGAGGUGGAGAAGCUGCUGAACAGCUCCCCGGAGGACACCUGGCGUCACCUGGCGGGGGAGCUGGGCUACAAGGAGGAUCACAUAGACUCCUUCACGCAGCAGGAGUGCCCUGUCCGGGCCCUGCUCUCCGACUGGUCCAGCAAGGACAGCGCCACCAUGGACGCCCUUUAUUCCGCCCUGCGCCGAAUCCAGCGGGGAGACAUUGUGGAGAGCUUGUACAGCGAGUCGACCGCCACGUCGCCGGUGUGAAGGGAGGGGCGGGAGAGGCGCUCCCCAGCCAGCCCCUCUGCGACCCCACGGAGAUACCAGCCGGCGAGAAGAUGUGAAGGAAAUGGGGUUCCCGCCCGGGCCCCCCGCUAUUUACGAACAACCCCGUAUGCACUGACCUCUUAUUUUCAGUAUUGUCUCCUUUUUUCCAUCCCCCUUUCCCCCGGCGGACUGGCCGAUGCUAAAGCAGGAGGGAUAGAGCCCAGGCCACCGGGGGCUGUGGCCUCCUUCAGUCUUGCUGGGACCUAGGAGUGCUUGACGGCUUCGGAGUGUCCUGUGUGAGCAGAACAAUCUCUUGUGCACCCCCAUCCAACCCCAACAACACGUCUCCAGUAGCUGCAACAAUGACCGCGUUUGCUCUCACUCAGGUCUCUCCUCUUUCUUUCUCUGUCUGCUUCGUUCCCCCUCUUCCACUCCCCCUCUUCGGAUCUUCCUCUGCCCCCCACAAUAUCCACCCCCUUCUGUUUGCCCCCGGUCACCAGUUGCUCUCCCUUUGAAUUGCAUCUGCCAAGCCAGGAAGGACGGACCUGGCUGAAUUCAGAGAGAACUGGCUGGAUUUCAGGGCUAACGUUUGAGUGAGGAUGUUAUUAGCAGGGCAUUGGGCUGGAGGGUGGGGAGCAGAGGGAUGUAAUUACAAAGAGCUACCCAAGGAUGCAGCAUGGGGGGAAAAGGGCUUCUGACACAUUUGUGCCUCUGCACUGUCCUUGGGAGUGGGUGAGGGGUGAGAGGACUUUGUUUCUAGCAGGCACAAUCUAUACUGUGAAUCAUGAAACAUACAGCGUGCGCGUUGGCAAGAGAUCCACAUGCCUCCGUGACACGCACAUGCCUCAGGCUUGGAAGAGUUUGCCUUGGUCAUUAGCAGCCAAGCUGCCUGACACGUUAAGAAACAAUCUAGUUACCUAUAGAAUAAUGUCAUUUGCCUGCCUUGGGUGCUCAGCGGUCAAUCGCCAGCACCUUCCCAGGCACUGAGCUCUCCUGGGCAGACGUCACCCUUGUUAGAGCCACCAAAUUCCAGUGGAGAAUAGCAAACCGCUAACGGUGCCUGGGAAAGCAGAAAACAAUUGCCAGCCGCCACGCUGCAAGUCAGCCAUCAAUCCUGGUGCUGCCAUGGAGAGCUGGAGCAGCUGCUGUCAUCCCAGACCUCUCCCGUAUUGCACCGGUGAGACACUAGGAGACAGGCUCUGUGCCCUUCCUCGGACCAGUGAGCCACCCACUAUGGGCUACAAUGUAAUCACGCUGCUGCAUUAGCGGCCGACGAGCAAGGGGAAAGUGAGGCUGGGCGACCUUAGUGAUGGAGUCGAUUCUAUCCUAUAUGGGUUCUUAGAGCAUGAACAGUACCGUAGGAUCUGAGCUGGUACGGAUGAGGCUUGAAAGGGUCGGAGGGUGAUUUGGAAAAGUGCCCAGAAGCUCAGCUGGCUUCACUGUAUUAUCUGAACCUCUCGGUCUUGGCAAAGCUGGAAACAUCCCAAGAACAGGCUCCUUUGGGUAGGUUGAGGCUUCCAGGGAAGACCCAGGAGGUGGAGAGGCAGCUGCAGCAACCUUUCUAAAGGAACAGGGGGGCAGGGAGGGUGUUCAAUGGAGUUUUUCCCAGGCUCGGAAAUGGGUUUGGGUGAACGCUGGUGUUGGGGAGUGAGGGGGGUGGAUCUUGCUCCUUCCAAACCAGCUGGGCCCAGUCCUCAGUUAGAAAUUCCUUCUUUGAAGAAGACACUAGAAAGCAGCAAAUCAUAGGACUCAGCUGUUUCCCGCCCGUGCCUGAGAUGUAUUCCUAGGAGAGGGGAGUUCUAAUGGAGCCCAGGCAGCCAAGUGGUAUGAGUGGCUUAGCCCUGUCCAUAGGGUUCCCUUUCAUAUAACACUCCUGAUGGGAAGGGUGACUUGAAAAAUGCCUUUCCUUCUCCUGAAGGGCUCCCACACCUGUCGACAGCCAUCAGGAAGUCAAGGGUACUAUGCAAAGUGCUCUAGCCCUUAAGAGGUUUGGCAGACCUCUCCCAGAGCUGCGGCACUUCCCUGCUUUGCAAGCUUCCUCCUCCUUGCCCGAGUGGAAGGUCUACCUCCUGGACGCAUCGGACUCCUAGUAUGGCUGGUAGGUGACGGGAAAUGACAGCACGGGAGCGAUAAUAAUAUACAGGACAGUACUGGUAAUCAUACCUCACUCCAGAUUUGGGUGGAUGACUCCUGGACUGCAGCAUUCCAACAUCUGCAGACCAACAGUAAAGUUUCUCGAGGGGUGUCCAGCAGCUACAAAUGAGGUGUCCCUGCAAGAGGCCCUCAGGUGGAAGAACUCUUAAGUUACCAACCAUCUGUGGAGCAAGGAGGCAGGAAAAUACAGAAUGUGAAUGAGAUUGUAGAACUUGCAUCUGUUGUAAUCAGCCCAACCAGAGAGGAACGGUUACUUACACUUCAGAUCACACCUGGGAGCGUUAGAAGCUGGAGACAGGAGGUCAUUCUUGGGUUGGCUCCUUUUGAGGGACCAAUAACUGGUAGCAAAAGUUUUGAUGACGUAGAAAAUUGUUUCACAGCACUUUGAUCUUCGGAGAGGGCCAGAUUCUAUUUGCUCCCACUGAAUAGCUUCUUGCGUCCCCAGGAACUCCCCGACGAUGAAGACUCAUUGAAUAAGGGGCUAUUCAAACCCAGCUGGCCAGGGAAUGAUUUUUCCCAUCCCAUGAAAGUGUUCAAGUUAUUGAAACAUGUUCUCAUUCCAAAUUGAGAGGAAAAGUCUAAAUGGCAAUGUUUUUCGCACAUCAAAAAAUCUGGCAAAAGAAAUUCAGAUCAGGUCAAAAUAUUUUGUUUCAAUAAUUUUGAAGCAUGUUUUAAUUUUGACCAUUUUAAGGGUUUUUUUGGGGGGGGAGGAUACUAGAAUUAGCUUAAAAAUUUAAGUGAAAAGCCACUUUGAACUGGAAAACUAUGAUUUUUCAUGUAGAAAAUGUCAAAAUAAAAGAUUGACAAUUUUGAACCACCACCACCACCCUCCCACUGCCCCAAAAAAAUGGUGGGUAGAAAACUUUAGUUCCUUUUCUGCAAAAAAAAAAAGUUUCAAUUUCAAAGAAUCAGCAUUUUCCAAUGGACAAAAAUGUUUCUUUGGCAAAUUCCUGACCAGCUCUACUGUUCAGUGCAAGUACGAUUCCGGCCUCAAAUGUCUCCAGUUCUAGAAUAUUACCCUGCUUCUGCCCUCACAACACAGGAUCAAAUCUCAUUUGACUGGUAGCUAGUGAAGAAUUGUAGCAGAAAUGGCAGGGAGUCCCUCGCCCUGCCUCUUUUUAUGCCUCUGGUCUGGCAUCUUCCUCCAGCCCUCAAGCCAGUAAGUCCAUGUCAUAUAUCCGACGUGAGCUGCUAAUUCAUUAACAGCCGGAUUCUAGCCUUCUUGCGCAGACAGCUUUGCCUUGGAAAGCAAUGGGCGCGCUGUCGGAGGAAGGCGUUCAUGUUCAGGGCCUGCAGGAGCUGAGUGUUGGUGAUGUUCAUGAUUUCACAGACAAAAUGAAGUCUAUGGGCCACGAUCAGCUCUGCUCCAAAGGGGCCGAACUUGUCCCUGAAGAGGGAAAUCUGAGAGACUGAGCUACAUAAGUGAAGGACCUGCUCUUUGCCUCCCAGCUCCGCCAGAAAUCUUGUUAUUGAAUGAAGAAGGGGGGGGACGGACCUAAAUGAGACGACUAAGAAUUGUAAAUAAUAUUGUCUUGUUUUACUCACUGCUAAAUGUUUCUCAGUGUGAAGUGGAUUACAGUGCUGACGAGCAGGAGACCUUGGCUUUCUCCACAAGGCUUCUGCUCACCGCUGCCUUAGCAUGGGGUCUAGCUGUUACCCGUUCUUCCACAAAGCUAUAACUGACUGGCCUCUCAGCGUCUUCCUGACGGACGGCAUGGUGGCAAAGAUCCGUUUGCUCGCGGCUCUGCGCUGCAGGUUGAAUUUUACGUUACCAGCCUUGUAUUUGUUAUAAUAACCUUGAUUCUGGCCUUAAAGAGACGACAGAGGGAAAUUGACAUACGCACACUUUCUUUUUUUCACCAUGCUGCUGCUGAUGGCAGUGUUGAAAGGCUAUGCGAAACUGACGAAAGCGGAGAGAUUAGAUCCAGGAUGGAACCUCAGGUCAUUUUAAAGGGAUGAAAUGUUCAAAUGUACCCAUGGUUAUUAGAUGGCACCCAAAUCCCAUUGCAAGUCAACGGAAGUUGAGCACUUAACUUCUGUAAGUGCUUUGGAAAAUUUCACCCAUUGUGCUUUAAAAGAUUGGGGCGGGGGUGUUGCUAAGAAUUGAGCUUCUAGAAUGGGAUUUACAAAAAUGCCCAGCUACCUUCAUACCUUUGAUUGAUUUAGGAGUACAAGUCCUAUCAGCUUUCAGUGGGGCUUGAGCUUCAUGGUCACUGAAGAUGCUUUGGAAAACCCCACACCCAUGAUGACCAUAUGUAGGCAUGUAAUUAAAUGGCCUGAUUUAGGGUUGAGCACUCAGCAACUGAGGUCAGUGGGGAAAUGCGCACCUCUGAAAAUCAGGCCACUUAACCAGGUGCCAAACUAUGGACUUAGGAGCAGAUCAUUUAGGCCCCCGUUUCUGAAAAAUGUUGCCCGUUUAGAUGUACAUUUUUUUAAGUUUUAGAAAACUUAAUAUGAGUAGAAAUGUCCCAGAUAUUUUAAGAAAAAAAAAGACAAUGGAAAAAGGAAGGUUUUGAUCCAAUCCCUCCUGCUUCGGGGCUGAAAAUGUAAAUACAAUGGCCAAAGUUUUCAAAAGUGACUAGUGACUUCAGGUACCCAAGUGAGGACACCUUAAAAGGGGCUGAUUUUCAGAGGGUGGGUGGGAUUUCAGAGGGAAAAUCAGGCCCCUUUAAGGUGUCCCCAGAUAACAAGCCAUUUGCAGAACUCCUGGCCAGCAGCAUUAGGCUAAUGCAUGAGAAGCAAAAACUGAAACUUACCAGUCUAGGUCAAACUAUAAACAAGUGAUGAAAGACUAAAAAUAGUAAAAAAGCACAUUUGAAUCAGACAGAUUUUAUCUUUAGCAAUCUCUGUGGUACUAUUAGUAAUGCAGGCAAGGGAUUUUUUUUAAAAACUGUUAAUAGUGACCUUAUUACUCAUGUUUUUUGUAUGCAGGCACUGAAGCAUCAUAUAAGAGAUCAGGUAUUCUUCACAGAACCCAGUGGUGCUUAGAUAUUGUACAUGAAGUAACAGCUUUAAUUUUUGAGUUGCCUUAUAUAUGUGGAAGGUGAUCAUAGUCGUAACAUACCUGUGGUGUGUUUCAGACAAAAAUGCCUUGCAGAGAACUCUGAAAAGCAAAUGCAGACUCAUGUCUACGUUGUAGAGCUGGUUUAAAUUUUUCAAACUAUUGGUCCCACCAGAAAAUUAGGUUUUUCCUCAAAAAUGAAAGUUAUCACAGGAUAAUUUAGUUUUUCAUGAAAUUUUAUUUUCAUUUUCAAGGGAAAUUUCAGAACAAAAAUAUUCAUUUAGCUUCAUUUGAGAUGGCAAUUUUUGUUUCGAUUGUUGAAAACCGAAAUGAAUUGAAAAUUUCUAUCAUCAUCAAAGGGAACAUUUAUAUUUGAAUCAGAAUGAAAUGAAAAUUCUCAGGUUUUGUUUUAAAAUGUCCUGCAAAACAUUGAAACAAAACUUUAGCUGAAGAUUUUCAACCAGCUCCAAUAUUUUGGGUUAUCUCAAUUUUUUAAUCACACGGGAAACUUGCAUGAAAACAGGAUUAUCUUGGGGUUUUGGCUGGGAUUUGCAAAGUACACACUGUAAGUCAGUGGAAGACGUCUGCAGUACUUAUAUGGUUCCCAUUA